AUGGCUGCUUCUCUUGGAUCAACCGAGCCACUCUAUGAUUCACCAGAUGCGAAUGUCGACAUCAUUUUUGUUCAUGGUCUUCACGGAGAUCGAAAGAAGACCUGGACUAAGCUGCCUACCAAGGAUCACCCAAACCCCGUUUUCUGGCCCCAAGAGCUUCUUCCUAGGAAAUGCAAGACCGCUCGUGUCCUCUCAUUCGGGUAUAAUGCUUCUGUGGCGCAUUUCUACCCUUUGUACGGACCGAAGCGCGUUCCCCCUGAGACAACAGUCGACAACCACUCCAUUGCUCUACUCGAUAGUCUUGUAGGCUUCCGAGAAAGCACGGGAACGAGUGACCGACCUCUCUUUUUCAUUGCCCAUAGUCUAGGGGGUUUGGUAUGUGCCAAUGCCGUCUCCAGGGUAUGUAGAUCCGAUAAAAAACGAGAGAAUCUUGCGAAGCAGGUUCGCGGAAUGAUCUUUCUGGGCACCCCAUUUGCGGGCUCUAAGAUAGCACUUUGGGCAGAGUCUGGGCUGAGAUUCAUUUCUCUCUUCUCCGAGACAAAUAAAAUGAAGCUCAAGGACCUACAAGAGGGCUCGAAGAUAUUGGCUGAUAUCAAUCAUGAAUUCGCGCGGUACAUCAAAAGCCGAGACCGCGACCCCCCUUCGGUUGAGAUCGCCUGCUAUUACGAGGAAUAUCCCACGAAAGGCACCUUUGUUGUGGAUAAAUCCUCGGCGAUACUUAGUGGUGUCGAUCCAUUAUCCAUUGAAGAAGAACAUUCACACAUGGGCAAAUUCCAAGAUGAACACCGCAGCGGGUUCAUCAGCAUCACUAACAAGCUAAACUCCUGGAUUAACGCACUGGACCUCAACCUGGACGCCAGCCCGGACACCAGCCCCGACGCCAGCCCCGACGCUGACGCCGGCACCGGCACCGACGUUGACACACUCGAGAAGUAUUACACUACCCAAAUGGGCGACAUCCACUACCACCAGGCAAUCUCCAACAACCACGGGGUUAUUACUGGGCAUAUUGCUACCACAGCCGCCAACGGAAUAAGCAUUGUGGGAUGUGUGACCAACAACUACGGCGCAUGA
This is a messenger RNA of Hypoxylon fragiforme, 1074 nucleotides long. RefSeq lists its product as uncharacterized. The transcript is spliced from 5 exons. Bases 1 to 1074 code for a protein of 357 amino acids. The record is from RefSeq and is a predicted model, not a curated record. NCBI's taxonomy places the organism in Eukaryota, Fungi, Ascomycota, Sordariomycetes, Xylariales, Hypoxylaceae.